CCUCUCUCUCUCUCCCUCCCUCCCCCUCUCUCAUUCUCUCUCUCUCACACCACCUCUCUCACAUUGAGCGGAGCUCAGACUGCAGCAGAACGUUCAGACGCUAGCUUCCUCCUCCUCCUCUCUCUACCAGAGGAACAGGAACUACAGCGAGCCAGGGGGAGAGAGAGACAGGGAGGGAGAGAGAGACAGUGGGUUCCCCUCUGGGAGAGAGAGAGAGAGAGAGAGAGAGCGAGAGAGAGAGAGAGAGAGAGAGAGAGAGAGAGAUAGCAAGAGACAGCAGGUUUCCCUCUGGGAGGGAGAGUGAGAGACAGAGAAACAUCUCUGGUGGAUUGACAGAGGAGGACCUGCAGUGGCCUCCAUACAUACGGAAGUAGGAAAGCGUCCUUCGCUUGUGUGGCUGCUGAGCUUCUGCAGGCGUCUCAUGGAAGAUGGUGGACUCUGCGCCGCUGUGCUGAGGAGCUGACAGGCAGGGCCUGCAGGAGGCAGCAGUAGCAUCAGCAGCAUGGGCCCUAGUCAGACCGACAACCCCACCACCACCACCACCACCACCGCCUCCACCACCUCCACCUCCUCCACCACCGUCGCCUACCAGCCAGAAGCGGCAUCGCGCGGCGCCCCCGACGACACCGGAGCCCCGACCCACGGCGCCUCUGAUGGGCGAAGACACUAACGACGACGUGCCCACGCCCCCCCCCCACCAGCACCCUCACCGCGGCUUCCUCCCCGACCACAACUAUGUGACCGAAGGGCUGCUCCUGGCUAUAGCCUGAAGAGCUGCGCCCCGCCCAGUCUAAACCCCUCCUCCACCCCCGGACUCCUCCCCCACGAUGUUGAGUCCCAUCCAGGUGCUGUGCUCCGACAUCACCUCCCUCUCCCUGGAGCCCGAGCCCUUCGCCUCGUACACUGAAGCUGAUAUCAUCUCCACCGUAGAGUUCAACCACACUGGAGAGCUGCUGGCCACCGGCGACAAGGGUGGCAGAGUGGUCAUCUUCCAGAGAGAACCUGAAGGCAAGACGGAGCCGUUCUCGCAGGGCGAGUACAACGUGUACAGCACCUUCCAGAGCCACGAGCCUGAGUUCGACUACCUGAAGAGCCUGGAGAUCGAGGAGAAGAUCAACAAGAUCCGCUGGCUGCCCCAGCAGAACGCCGCCCACUUCCUCCUCUCCACCAAUGACAAGACCAUCAAACUGUGGAAGGUGAGCGAGAGGGAUAAACGGCCAGAGGGAUACAACCUGAAGGAUGAGGAGGGUCGGAUCAAGGACAUCUCAACCGUCACCUCCCUGCAGGUGCCCGUGCUGAUGCCCAUGGACCUGAUGGUCGAGGUGAGCCCGCGGAGGGUGUUUGCCAACGCCCACACCUACCACGUCAACUCCAUCUCCGUCAACUCCGACUGUGAGACGUACCUGUCGGCGGACGACCUGCGCAUCAACCUGUGGCACCUGGGCAUCACCGACCGCAGCUUCAACAUCGUGGACAUCAAGCCGGCCAACAUGGAGGACCUGACGGAGGUCAUCACGGCGGCCGAGUUCCACCCGUUCCACUGCAACCUGUUUGUGUACAGCAGCAGCAAGGGGACGCUGAGGCUGUGUGACAUGAGGGAGCAGGCCCUGUGCGACAAGCACUCCAAGCUUUUCGAGGAGCCCGAGGACCCCAGUGCCCGCUCCUUCUUCUCAGAGAUCAUCUCCUCCGUGUCCGACGUCAAGUUCAGCCACAGCGGGCGCUACCUGCUCACCCGCGACUACCUGACCGCCAAGGUUUGGGACCUCAACAUGGAGAACAAGCCCCUGGAGACAUACCAGGUUCACGAUUACCUCCGCAGUAAAUUGUGCUCCCUCUACGAGAACGACUGCAUCUUCGACAAGUUUGAGUGUGCAUGGAACGGCUCCGACAGCGUCAUCAUGACGGGGGCCUACAACAACUUCUUUCGCAUGUUCGACCGCAACACGAAGCGCGACGUGACGCUGGAGGCGUCGCGCGAGAGCAGCAAGCCGCGCGCCGUGCUGAAGCCGCGGCGGGUCUGCGCGGCCGGCAGCAAGCGGCGCAAGGACGACAUCAGCGUGGACAGCCUGGACUUCAGCAAGAAGAUCCUGCAUACGGCAUGGCAUCCCGCCGAGAACAUCAUCGCCAUCGCCGCCACCAACAACCUGUACAUCUUCCAGGACAAACUGAACUCCGAGAUGCACUAGCCAGUGGCGGGACGGACACGGCGGCGUGCGCUGCGUGUACCUGGUGUGUACUGUGUGUGCACAUGUGUGUGUGUGUGUGUGUGUGUGUGUGUGUGUGUGUGUGUGUGUGUGUGUGUGUGCGCAUGUGUGUGUGACACAAGGGAUAUGGGGGCGUAAAAAGACAAACGUGCCAGCAUGAAGGGAUACUAACGCUGGGCACACCCAUGCACACACACACACACACACACACACACACACACACACACACACACACACACACACACACACACACACACACACACACACACACACACACACACACAUUCACACACACACACACACACACACACACACACACACACACACACACACACACACACACACACACACACACACACACACACACAUAAACACACGCACACACUUGUAUGUGUGUUCUUGUACACCCCUACCUGAUCCGGAUCCAUACACACCCUGUCACCACUCUGGGCCCCGGGAGUCCAGGAGCCUUCCAUGGUGAUGACAAAUACCCCUCAAACACACACACACACACACACACACACACACACACACACACACACACACACACACACACACACACACACACACACAGACAGACAGACAGACAGACAGACAGACAGACAGACAGACAGACAGACAGACAGACAGACAGACAGACACACACACAGGACCCUCUCCAGGGACCAACCAUGGGGACUAUGCUGGAUUACAGAAUGCAUCUUAACCAUCUCUCAAACCAACACCCUGGACCCUCUCCUGAUUGGACGAUGAUACCUUGUGUAGGAGGGGCUGCAGGAUCCUGAAGGCAGGAAGUAUUCGGGAACAGACGUAAAGUGGGUUUAGUGUCGCUGUUCUUAGUUCACAUCCCUCCGCCCUACUUUUGUAAGCAGCCACGCCCUGCUUCCUGGGGGGAACCUCUCUCAACCAAACCCCCUCAUGGUGUUUGGUAACGUGCCUACGGUUAACUUUUUUUUUUCGGGGCGGCGGUGUCUCGUCGUUGUUAACCGGUGUCAGCCAUGCGUCAGGCAUUUAUGCAACAUGUUGUGCAUUUGAUUUGAAAAUACUAAGCCGACUUGAUGAAAACAUGUUUUUUUUUUGCAUAUUCCUGGUAAGAAAAAGUCAAUGAUGGAGAUCAUGAUGAUGGUGAUGCUGAUGGUGAGAACUGUUGCCAUGGAAACUGGGGAUUCCAGACUCCAUACUCCCCAUCCCCAUAUCGGCCGGGAGCGCCCUAACCCUCUGACCCCCCCACCCUCUCCUGGGGGGGGGGGGGGCUGUUCAGGGGGUCAUGGAACGGGGCUCCAAAUGUAUUCCGAACGUCAAGGAGCGGAGGCAGUAGACCCUUACAGGGACGGGGGCCCGGGUGUCUGUCCCCCCCCCCCCCUCCCCCCCCCCACUGCUGUCUACUCCACGAGCUCACAUUAUAGUAGCUUCUCAUCCUGCCUGAUCAGGAGCCCUCCUCAUUGUUAUUUUUCCGUUGAAUGGUUGGAUUCUGCUGCCAGUGAAUCGGGAGUGUGGGAGGGGGGGGAGGCUUUGAAGGAGCAAAGAUAAAUGUAUAAAAAUAAACGAAAAACUGAAAAAAAAGGAAAUAAAUUAUUCUAAACUGUUCGAGAGCAAAAAAACGAUGCUGCAUGUCCAACUGAACUUAGGCUAGGUGUUUAUAAGUCAAACCACUGACAUGGCUGCCUUUGUGACCAUUUAGUCUCAGCUGUAUAAACGCUUCGGGGGGACCGGUAACCACAGAUGAGCGAGCUCUCCUACUCUAUUCUUUGUGUCUCAGGAGAAUGAAGCAUGUUUACGUGUUCGGUUCACCCACACAUGUACCUUUUGAAUGAAGCCGCCCAAUAAUCUGUUUUUGACACGUUGAAGCUGAGAAUCAUGGAGUAUGGGGAAUGUUUUCUUUUUGAUUUGUCUGAUUAAUAUUGUAUUCUCAAAAACAAAACAAAAAAACGACUUUCAAGGGCCUGUAUAUAUUGAUUAUUCUAUUUUUUCUGGGGGGAUUAGGUUUGGAGAUUUUUUCUGUUUCUUUAACUUAUCUUCACAAGUUGAUGACCAGAGACAAGGACCUGUUGUGAUCGCCUGCAGGAGAGCCGAAUGCAGAGAUAGUGCUUUGGUCUCUACAGCCUUCUUCAUGGAUUUAUUUGGCGGAUAUGCAGAAUCUGUUGCUCUUUUUUUUUUAACACAGUUUAUUCUUUUAUUUCUACUAUUUUUUAAACAUGUACUGGUCCAAUUUCAUGCACUGACUGAACUAAUGUUUGAUUAUUCACAUAUUUUUGUGUUCAUGUAUUUUGAUGAAAGAAUUGUCAAAUGGACAGUUAUAAAUAAUGUUUUUCUUUUCUUGAAUAAAUAUUUCAACGAAAUUGCAUCCGAA
Messenger RNA from Gadus morhua (Atlantic cod), 4554 nucleotides. RefSeq names its product serine/threonine-protein phosphatase 2A 55 kDa regulatory subunit B gamma isoform. Lineage: Eukaryota; Metazoa; Chordata; Actinopteri; Gadiformes; Gadidae. Gene Ontology annotation, molecular function: protein binding; protein phosphatase regulator activity. Bases 828 to 2186 code for a protein of 452 amino acids. Gene Ontology annotation, cellular component: protein phosphatase type 2A complex. The record is from RefSeq and is a predicted model, not a curated record. The transcript is spliced from 12 exons.